This is a messenger RNA of Microplitis demolitor, 582 nucleotides long. RefSeq lists its product as uncharacterized. The transcript is spliced from 5 exons. Lineage: Eukaryota; Metazoa; Arthropoda; Insecta; Hymenoptera; Braconidae. The record is from RefSeq and is a predicted model, not a curated record. Bases 1 to 582 code for a protein of 193 amino acids.
AUGUUUGGUGAAAUGACAAACAAGCAUGGAAUAUUUUGCCUCGUUUGUCUAAGCUUAGGGAUUGUUGUCGCAGACAUUAAGAAUCUCACUGAUGCUCAAGAAAAUAUUUUGUCACGACAAAAAAGAUAUUUAAUAUUUCCUCGAGGUAGUAACGUUCAGUUGGUUUAUUGUUUAACAAUCGGAGCGUUUGCUGGAAAGCCAGAUAAUGUGGUGGUGGGAAUGACAGCUGCUUUGGCAUGGGAACUGCCGAGUGAAGUCGAUAAAAAAAUAACUAAAUUACUGCACCGCCGAACACGAAGCGUGAUCUUCCCUAAAAUCGAAGCUCUUCUUCAGUCAGCUGGUCUUGACGGUAGAGCUUGUGUAAUGAGGGCAAUUUGCGAGGCCGCAAAUCGGGAUAGUGAUAAAAUCGGCAGUGGAACAUUCAUUCAAGAACUUUUGCAUGUUAUUUUCAGAUUAAGAAAUGACGGAAAUAACUUUGAUAAAUCUCAAGACAAGAUUUACGAUUUUACUCAUCAGAGUAAGAUGAAUUGUGCUCAAGAGUAUCCAACUUGUCGACACUCCAUUUAUGAACUUGACUUUUGA